AUGUCUCGGAUUGAGCUGGCCAAAAUACCGGCUCUGACCUUUUACAAGGAUUCACUAACGGAAGCUAGACGAACAAGAUGCGAAUCGCUGGGAGGGUCGGGUACAGAGGUGGACUGGAAAUGUCAGGCAGACUUGCCCGACUCAUUGCGGUUUGGGCGUGUUGAGGUUUCCUGUGAAGGCUGGGCGAGGCCUGGCGAUGCAUAUGUUCUCAAAGGGUCCUGCGCUCUGGAAUAUCGACUUGUCCAAGUACCAGGCACCCUUCGAAACAGCGAUUCAGACAAUGCAUAUGGAGUCAAGGAAGACGGCUGGCUGACAACGACUGUGUUUAUGGUUAUUUGGUUUGCGGUCCUCGCAAUUAUUGUCUACUCCUUUGUCAAAUCCUGCAUGAAUGGCGGGACAGGAAACAGGGUUGGCGGUGGGCCUCGUCCGGGCCCACGGCCCGGUUAUGGUGGCUUCUUCCCUGGGGGCUUCAACGACAAUGACGCUGCUCCUCCACCGCCCUACUCCAAAACCAACCCUGACGCAACCCCAAACCAAAAUCAAGGCUGGCGACCUGGCUUUUGGACUGGCGCAGCCAUAGGAGGUCUUGGGGCUCACCUCUUCAACAACCGCCAGAAUAACCGCGCUUAUGACUGGGAACGAGAGCGCAUGCAUCCGAAUGCAAAUCGUUUCCAAUUCCAAUCACGACGGAGCGGGCCUCGGUACUCGUCAGAUGACCGUGGCGAAGGCUCGUCAAAUUUGGGUGCUAUGAGGCAGAGUACUGGGUUUGGUGGCUCCAAUGGCCAAGGAUGGGGAGGUGACACAGUUUGCGCCUCGGGAUCGGUUUGCACUGUGUUGAACCCUUACUACAGCCAGUGUUUGGCCGGCUCUGGCAGCGGGACAACAACUACGUCAGGUCCCACGACUACUUCGUCAGCACCGUCUUCCGGUGGGACAUCCUGCUCCAACAGGACAAAGUUCAAAUACUUUGGUGUCAACCAAUCUGGCGCUGAGUUUGGCCAGAACACCAUUCCUGGAACCUGGGGCAAGGACUUUACGUUCCCCGCCCCCAGCUCAAUCGACUAUUUCGUCGGAAAGGGUUUCAAUUUCUUCCGUGUCCCAUUCCUUAUGGAGCGUAUGGUCUCUCCAUCCACCGGAAUUACUGGACCGCUGGUCUCUUCCUACCUGGCCAACUAUACUUCCAUCAUCAACUACAUCACCAACACCAAGGGUGCAUAUGCUGCUAUUGACCCCCACAACUUCAUGUCUUUCAACGGAGCUCAAAUCACUAACACCGCUUCGUUCCAAACUUUCUGGACCAACCUUGCUGGACAAUUCAAAUCCAACUCCCGCGUCAUUUUCGACGUUAUGAACGAGCCUAACGGCAUUGCUGCCUCCACCGUUUUUGCUUUGAACCAAGCUGCUGUCAAUGGCAUCCGUGCCAUCAGCACACUCACCUUCACACAGGAACUUCUUGGACUGGUGCAUGGAGUGAGUGAUACCAUCCUGUUCAUUAGAUGCUCAGACUUACGCACCUUCUCAGCUUGGCAAAGCAGUGGAAACGCCGAUGCUUUUGCUGCUGGUAUCAAAGAUCCCAACAACAACUGGGCCAUCCAGAUGCACCAAUACCUCGACAGCGAUGGUAGCGGUACCAACGCAGUUUGUGUCAACAGCACCAUUGGCGCGAGCCGUAUUGCUGACGCGACAAACUGGCUCAAAUCCCACAACUUCAAGGGCUUCCUGGGUGAAAUCGGGGCUGGCAGCGACUCAACUUGUAUCACGGCCGUCCAAGGAGCAAUGUGUGCGAUGCAACAGUCUGGUGCAUGGAUUGGCGCUAGCUGGUGGGCUGCUGGGCCAUGGUGGGGCAACUACUUCACCUCGAUCGAACCUCCAAGCGGCUUGUCGAUCGCCCAAAUUCUCCCACAGGCUCUCAUGCCUUUCCUGUAG
This is a messenger RNA of Mycena indigotica, 1926 nucleotides long. Its product is annotated as putative endoglucanase. Gene Ontology annotation, molecular function: cellulose binding; hydrolase activity, hydrolyzing O-glycosyl compounds. The transcript has 20 exons. The coding region runs from base 1 to 1926 and encodes 641 amino acids. The record is from RefSeq and is a predicted model, not a curated record. Gene Ontology annotation, cellular component: endoplasmic reticulum membrane; extracellular region. Lineage: Eukaryota; Fungi; Basidiomycota; Agaricomycetes; Agaricales; Mycenaceae. Gene Ontology annotation, biological process: glucan catabolic process; regulation of store-operated calcium entry.